AUGUCGGUUUUGUCUCGCGAUACUCUUCCAAGAAGCCAAGGGACCCUCAGCGAUGUUUUAGGAUCGCUUGGUUCCCACGAGCAGACCUUCAGAGAGAUCUUUGGGUAUUCGUCCCCGAUGUUUUUCGCAUCGCCUGCUAAUGUCUCUAAUGUUAAAUCUCAGUUUAUUCCUCUUGAAGGAGAUUCCGAUACCGGAAUUCUUGAUAUUUUAACCACGGACACAUUGCUGAACAUUGUUAGUCAGGUCUCUUCUCAAUCUGACUUGGUUAGCCUUGGAUGCACCUGCUCUUUGUUCCGCUAUUUGGUGACCGAAAGGCUAUACAAGAGAAUCCAAAUAGUUGACCGCCACCAAAUCAUCACCAAUCAAGAGAAAGCCCUUAAUUACAUCUCCAAUGACUUCACCUAUCUUGAUGUUACCAAGUUAACGCUUUUCGCUCGCAGUAUUGUCAACAAUUUCCAGUUACUCGAUUACUAUAUCGAGGAAAUCGAUAUUGUGACCAAUAGCGAGAAAACUCACACUUUCAACGGCUACAGUGAUGGCAACAUGUUUGAAAUCAUUUACGAUUUAGUAUCAAGACAUCCUCAAGACAACAAAAGUCGGCCACUUACUUUGCUAAAUUUUGAUUUUGCCAAUGUAAAGAUGUUUCAAAACUAUUUAGCAUUUACUCGAAUCCGUAUGGCACGCAGCUAUAAAUCCGAGCACGUUUUUGACUUAACCCCUUCUGAUGGCGUCUUUGGAAGCCAUGAGCCUGAUCUCGCCACACCAAAUACUUUGGUCCAACGUAAAGAAGGGAUUUCUGAAAGACUUAGGUUUUUCCAAUUGUUAGACCUUAAUGAUUUGAACGUUUUGCCGCUCUCUGUUGACAAAUUGUCGUUUUUCAGCGUUUAUGGAAAUAAUUAUAACCCAUUGAAACCGUUUCUCCCAAAUUAUAAUGGUUUGAGGGUUCUUUACAAUUUGAGCUCACUCUACUUGAACUCAUCCGCAAUUGCUAGUGAAUUUUUCCAAAAAGUAUCGACAAUCUUUCAACUGGAUAACUUAGAAAAAGUCAAACUUACCACAUUAUCAAUCACAAUUUUCCAUGACAUCAUAGAUGAUGAGCAUCAUUUUGGUUUCCAUGAUCUUGCCACCAUCUUUGAUUUGAAUUAUCUCAAAAACUUUGAAAUUAAACUGAAAUGUUAUUGCUGUCAUUCAUGCUUUUAUAAUUUUUUUUCCGAGUGGAAGAAUUAUUACGAUGGUAAUUGUUGUUACGAUAGUGAUCAUCUGAGCCUGAGCCAUGUCAAUGUUCUUGGACCUUUGGCGGCCAGUUCUUAUUGUUAUUUUCCAACUGGAUCAGCGGUGAGCCUUUCCAAGCAUACUUCUAGUAGGAAAAACUUUGCAAAUAUUGAAAAGCUUUCAAUUUGUGGAGAUUCCUCGAAUUCUCGUGAACUUUCACAAUAUGAACAUUUUGCUCUCCAUAAUCUUCGCUACUUCACUAAUCUCAAAUAUCUCUAUUUGAAGAUUUAUGAUUGUUACCCAACAAAUCACCAACAGCAAAAUAUUAAUGAUGAAAAGAAAAUAAGAUUAUUCAAUGAGAUUUUCCGGCUUACCAACCUCCAGACCUUGAUCAUUCCAGAUUUCUUUUAUAAUUGGGGAGUUUCGAGAAAUUCUUUGGAUAAGAGCGAUGAUAACCAUAAUUUCAUUUGGUGGCUAAACCGUUGUUCUUGUGAUGAGUGUCACGAAGCCAGAAGAAUUUUCAAAAAACAUAGCAAAUUGUCGCUAUUGAAAAACAGUUUGGACAAAUUAUGCUAUCUUGAGAACUUGCCAGAUGUUUACUCCCCAAAUUAUUAUUGCAUUCUAAACCGAUUACGUGCUAGAUUCCCAUUCAGCGCUUAUCUUGAUAACAUGAGUUCAGGGCUAGACAUUUUGAAGUAUCCAAUCAACUCACCAGAUUUGACAUUCUUGUACGACCAUUGUGAUUAUUCAGAUUACAGCAGGCUUAAAGAGGAAGUAUCCAGUGAGUCCGCCGCCUUGAUUAGACUUUUGAUCCAUUCAUAUGCAUCACUGAUAGAAGAAGUCGUGGCGAAUUUACCAUGCAUUACCACUGUAGUUUUUGGUGGAGUAUACUUUCAUGUUGAUCGUACAGUUCCACGUACUACAAAGCUUGUUGCUAUUUAUGAUGAUUAUGAGAAAAUUUUUUGA
Messenger RNA from Saccharomycopsis crataegensis, 2178 nucleotides. RefSeq lists its product as uncharacterized. The transcript has a single exon. Lineage: Eukaryota; Fungi; Ascomycota; Saccharomycetes; Ascoideales; Saccharomycopsidaceae. The coding region runs from base 1 to 2178 and encodes 725 amino acids. The record is from RefSeq and is a predicted model, not a curated record.